GAAGCAGUGAGGGCAACUAAGGGAAGGGCACCGGUGGCUUCGGCCAGGGCGUGCGUGCGUGCGCAAAUCUGAGAUGCGCAUGCGCCUCAGAGUAGCAGAUUCUGAAGGAUAACCGAUUCGCUGCCAUCCCACGUAGAGGCGCGCUCGGCGGGCUCGAUCCUCUGCUGCGGCUGGCCGCGGCCCCACCCCUUCCAUCAUCAUGGCACCUUAGACAAGGAACCCGGGCACUGAAGGGCGAUGGGGGAGCGGAUCCGGCUCAGCUCCUCGCUGGUGCUGGAUCAAUGUGCCUGGCAGGUCACCUUAGACGGGGAUGUCUUGGAAUGGCACAAGCCCCAGCCACCCUCGUCCCGGGGGGAAGAGAGAUUUUCAGUGCCCAUCUCUGAGAUUAUUGCUGUGGAGGAAACGGAAACUGAUAAGAAACAAUCUAAUAGUCGAAAAUGGAGAAAAAUGGCAAAGCAGCAUGCAUUCACAGUGUAUUAUGUGAAAAGGAAACGACCUCACCGCUGGCGGUGCAAGGAAGCCACCUUUUGGUGCACGGAGGAGCAGCUUUGUAAUCAGUGGAUACAAACAUUAAAAGAACUACUUGACUUUCAGACAGCCUCAAGACCAAAGCACUUGCUUGUUUAUAUCAAUCCAUUUAGUGGGAAAAAACAAGGGGAAAGGAUAUACAAACAAAAAGUCGCUCCACUAUUUAGUCUGGCUUCCAUCACUGCAGAAGUUGUCGUCACUGAACAUGCUAAUCAUGCUAAGGAUAAUUUGUCUGAAGUUAAUCUGGCAAAGUAUGAUGGUAUUGUUUGUGUUGGUGGGGACGGAAUGUUCAGUGAAGUGAUGCAUGGUUUGAUUGGAAGAACACAGAAGGAUUCUGGCAUAGAUCAAAAUGAUCCCACAGCACCAUUAGUCCCAUGCAAAACAAGGAUUGGCAUAAUCCCCGCUGGUUCAACAGACUGCAUAUGCUAUGCAACAGUUGGCAUCAAUGAUCCAGUAACAUCAGCAUUACAUAUAAUUGUGGGGGACAGUCAGCCUCUGGAUGUCUCUUCAGUACAUUGCAAUAAGACAUUUCUGAAGUACUUUGUAUCACUUUUGGGUUAUGGAUUUUAUGGAGAUGUAUUAAAAGACAGUGAAGACAAGCGCUGGAUGGGAUCUGUCAGAUAUGACUUUGCAGGUUUCAAGAAUUUCCUUUCUCAUCACUACUACGAGGGCACAGUAUCCUUUCUUCCAGCAACACAUACAGUAGGAUGUCCAAAAGAUGGAAGAACCUGUAAAACCAAGUGCCACAUUUGCAAACAAAGCAAGCGACAGCUGGAACAGCAGCAGAAGUUUGAAAAAAACAGACAUGGGUAUGACAGAAGAGAUCAAUGGAAGGUGAUCAGAGGAAAGUUUUUAGCCAUCAAUGCAGUCAAUAUGAGCUGUGCCUGCCCACGGAGCCCAAAAGGCCUUUCACCGUCUUGUCAUUUGGCAGACGGCUGUGCAGACCUCAUUCUUGUUCACAAAUGUUCCCGAUUCAGUUUUCUGAGAUAUCUCAUAAGGCAUACUAACGAGGAUGAUCAGUUUAACUUCACCUUCAUAGAGGUUUAUCGAAUCAGGAAGUUUCAUUUUACAUCACAGCAUUUGGAGGACAGCGAAGACAUCAAAGAAAUGCAAAAGAAGCACUUUAGGCGGUUCUGCAGAGACCAUCCUGCUUGCUGCUGCACCUUUUCUAGCAGCAUCUGGAACUGUGACGGGGAGACUUUGGAAAGUCCAGUAAUCAAAGUCGAGGUUCACUGUCAGUUGAUCAACCUCUUUGCAAGAGGAAUAGAGGCCCCUUCAAAGUAUGAAGACCCACCCUCCACGUUACAAGCUCCAUCUUUUGUGGGACAUCUGACCUCUCUGUAAAAGAUAAGCAACAGGAAGACAACUGCCUGGAGAAAUAAGCAUUUUGGGCAGGAAAAUAAACACUUAAAAACUGGAUACUUUUUUGUGGUUAAAUUUUAAUCUUGGUAAAUACUCAUUUUAAAUGGGUACCUUUGAAAGAAUUUUGUGUGUGAAUUAUGCUAUUUUAGAAUAAUUUAACAUGAGUGAUACGGUUGGAAGAGGAAUUGGCGUAUUUUUCAGAACUGACAGUGCAUUUUUGAAGAGCUAAUUCCAUAGCUGGAUUGCAGUAACCAGGGUACAAACCGAGUGGCAAUACGUUCCGUCGGAAUUUUGCCACUGAAUUUGAGUUUAUACCCUAGAUGUCAUAUUUAUUUAUACCCUCGAUGUCAUUGUGUGAAUUGUUUUCUUUGCCCUAUCAUCUUAGGAGGUGGUUACAGUCAGAUUUUUAAAGGCUGUGUUAUAUUAGCCAUUUGUGAUUACAGUACCGAAAAGUAGCAAGUUCCUAUAUCCUCUUUGGCUCCAAUGUCUCCUUAAACUACAGCAAAACUAUUCAGUGUGACAGUAUUUUGCAACUUAUCAAUGCAGUUUAGACACACAUUCCUGGCUUUAAAUAAUAACCCAGAGUUUAUAUAUAUUCAUAUAUAUUUUAGUAAAUUCAAGAGGCACGACUUCAUAUGAAAGCCACAUUAUUGCUCUGAAACUCCUCUGUUCUUUGUAAUUCUUUAAAAACAACUAUAAAAGAUUACCUGAAUUUGUUUGUAUGACUAAGCAAGCACAAAUCUAUGCAGACUGUUCAAGAUGGCUGUUAUGUAAUAUUUAAGAAGGGAAAAUGAAAGACAUUCUAAGAAGAAGAAGAAGUGGGAGUGCACAGGCUAAUCUGAAUUCCCCACCGGCAGAUCUUUGAGAUGUUAUUUUCAAUUCACCUGAAAUGUUUCUUAUAGCCAGUUUAUACAAUCAGCAGGACUGGCUAAAUUUUUCCUGGCCUUUUCCAGUUUAGUUUGUAAAGAAGCAGUCAAAUAUUGGAAUGCUUUCCCCCACAAAACACUUUAUAGGUUAGAGUUCUCCCUGAUAUGCUAGGUUUCAAUGAGCGGGAAGUUGUUUUCAAGAGGGUUCAUUUAGUUGCUCAGCCUGCAGCCUGAAUUGAGGCAGUUCUAAGAAUGUUGAUAUUAUCAGUUGACCUCAUCCUUCUAAGAGAUUCCUCAGCCUCAGAAAUAAUCUCUUGAUAGGAACAUAAUUGUAGAAUCUGGAGACUGUCAGCAAUGUGGCCGGCAGACAUUGUUUUGCAUUUAACUACUGAAAUCAAGUUGAAAAGUGGGUAUUUAUUUUGAUGUGUGGACAUUGUAGGACAAAACUGACAUUGGAUAAAUCACAACUUUGCUUUGCAUGUUAUUUGCUGAUUCAGCAAAAGAAAAAAAGGCUUGCAAUGAUAUUGGAAAUGUGUGUGUAUGUUUUUGUAUAUAAUUUGUGCUGAGGGAGGGUGAGAUUUUGUAGAAACUGGACCAAGCUCUGCUGUGCCAUUAUGGUUUUUAACUUGCCUAGAAGAAAAGCCGACUUUGUACAAUUUGUCCAUUUCUCCCCUUUUAUGUUUUUCUUAAGAAUAUUCCAUUUUCCAGACACUUGAAGUGGCAACCUUAUGUUCAUUACUAGGAACUAUAUUAUAUUGAACUCAACAAGAUGUAAAAUUUGGGAAUAAAUGCCUAAGACUGCAUACUUCGAUCA
Messenger RNA from Sphaerodactylus townsendi, 3570 nucleotides. It is a transcript of the gene CERK, whose product is annotated as ceramide kinase. The record is from RefSeq and is a predicted model, not a curated record. The coding region runs from base 238 to 1872 and encodes 544 amino acids. The transcript is spliced from 13 exons. Gene Ontology annotation, molecular function: kinase activity. Lineage: Eukaryota; Metazoa; Chordata; Lepidosauria; Squamata; Sphaerodactylidae.